Uloborus diversus is the source of this 712-nucleotide messenger RNA. RefSeq names its product progranulin-like. The transcript has 4 exons. The record is from RefSeq and is a predicted model, not a curated record. NCBI's taxonomy places the organism in Eukaryota, Metazoa, Arthropoda, Arachnida, Araneae, Uloboridae. The coding region runs from base 136 to 564 and encodes 142 amino acids.
CGAGAGGACGAAAGAUAAGCAAAAUGAAACAACUUUUCAAUUACUAUAAAUACCCAACUCUAACCACUGUCUAUUAUUCUGUGAUAUCAUUUCUCAAACAACCUUUCAAAGGUCUUCACAUUCAUUUCGUCAACCAUGAACAUGCUUGCAGCAGCUUUUGUCUUCGUUUUAUUAGCCUCUCCCAUGCUCAGCAGCUCUGAAGAAUUAGCAAAUAAAGAAGCUCCCGUACCGUUAUGCGGUCCGUACGAGACGGCGUGCAAGUUCUUCUGCUGUCCUUACGCCUCUGCCAGUUGCUGCUGGGACGGAAUGGGCUGCUGCCCGAACGGCAAGACGUGCAUCGGCAUCUUCGGAGUCGGAGUCUGCGUCGGAUUUGGAGCCGAGAAGAGCGGAAAAGCCAAGGUCCUCGCCGAGAUACCCGCGGGCCCCAAGUACGACCGCAACUCUCGCAUGGACGGCAACACGCCCCUGAGGGUGUGCCCCGAUGGGGCCCACAGCUGUCCGACCGACAAGGAUUGCUGUACUUCUACUGAUGGAACGUGGUCUUGCUGCCCUAAGCAAAGAUGAAAAUCGAAGUUAAAUCUUUCCGAACGAAUCCAACAAGUAUACCUAUUUCAUUCCAAAGGAAGUUAAGAUUUACUGUAACUGUUCAAAAGAAAAAAGAGUAACAAUUUUAUGUAAAAUAUAAUAUAAUUUAAGGAAAAUUUGAUGAUGA